CCGCCGCCGCCGCCGCCAUUAGAGGGGCCGCUUUGUGUCCGCCGGGCCUGCUGGUUGACUCCUCACUGCACUGUGAAAACCAUUAGGAAAAAGUCCUUGGGGUUAAAACCUGGGGCUCCACAGUGUUACCUGCACUUGGGGCUAGAAAUUAAUUUAAAUGGCGACUGAUCUGUCUGAAGCUGAACCCGUGCAUCAUAAGGCGCUUCCACUCUUAACGGGAGCUCAGCUGAUCCACACGGACAAGUUAAGUGAGAAAGUUGAAGACGACACAAUGCCGAUCCGUCGCUCAGUGAAUUCUUCUUCCCGGGAAACUCCUCCCAAAAGCAAACCUGCUGAAGGUGAAGAGGUCAAAGCGGAUGCAGAAGUCACCUCUGAGGAAUCUGCCUCUGUUGGAGAAGAACAAGAGAAUGAAACCCUGCCUGCUGCAUCUGGUGAAGCAGAACAGCCAAAGGAACCUGAGAAUGAAGGGAAGGCGGAAACAAAGUCCUCAGAAGAAACCAAAAAGGACGAGAAGGAUCAGUCUAAGGAAAAGGAGAAGAAGGUGAAAAAGACCAUUCCUGCAUGGGCUACUCUUUCUGCUAGCCAGCUAGCUAGAGCACAGAAGCAGACUCAGAUGGCUGCCACCUCACGUCCCAAAAUGGAUGCUAUUUUAACUGAGGCCAUCAGGGCGUGCUUUCAAAAGAGUGGUGCAUCGGUCGUUGCAAUACGUAAAUACAUUAUCCACAAAUAUCCUUCCCUGGAGCUUGAGAGGAGAGGCUAUCUUCUAAAGCAAGCAUUGAAAAGGGAGCUGGAGAGAGGAAUCAUUAGACAGGUAAAAGGAAAGGGAGCUUCUGGGAGCUUUGUAGUGGUGUCUAAUGCAGGAAAAACUGUUCCAAAAGCCAGAGACAGAAAGAAAAGCACUUCCACUUCGACUGCAGAGCAACAAGUCAAGCUGGAAGAUAUCCUGCCGCUGGCUUUCACCCGCCUUUGUGAGCCGAAGGAAGCUUCUUACAGCCUGAUCAAGAAAUAUGUGUCUCAGUAUUACCCCAAACUCAAAGUAGAUAUAAGACCCCAGCUGUUGAAGAAUGCCCUGCAGAGAGCUGUAGAGAAGGGCCAGUUAGAGCAGAUCACAGGGAAGGGAGCAUCUGGGACAUUCCAGCUGAAGAAAUCAGGGGAGAAGCCCCUGCUGGGUGGGACUCUGAUGGAAGAUGCCAUCCUGUCUGCUAUUGCGGCCAUGAACGAACCGAAGACCUGCUCCACCACAGCGCUGAAGAAGUAUAUCCUGGAAAACCACCCAGGGACCAACUCCAACUUCCAGGGACCAUUGGAAAUUUCCCUGGUCCUUAGAGGCCUGUGUUUAGCCAGCCUCCAGUGCUUGUCAGUCUUGCAAGUCGGGUGUCCUGGGCAAAGGAGACUUCAUCCUGACUCUCCAUCUCUGAUUUCAGAGGGCACUGCAGAGAGCAGUAAGGUUAGACAAGUGGAUAAAGAUAAGCCCUUUUGUAGCCCAGAUGUGCUCUACCCAGAGAAGCAGCAGGAUGAGGACUCUGAGGAAUCUGAUGAGGAAGAAGAGGAGGAAUCUGAGGAGGAAGAAGAAUCUGAAGAGGAAGAGUCUGAGGAGGAAGAGCCACCACCAAAGAAGAGGAUGCAGAAGAGACCACCUCCAAAAUCACGGAGCAGGGCCCCUGCAAUGAAGCGAAGAGAGUCCAAACCCAAGCCAAGAAAAACCCCCGCAGCCCGCCGGGGGAAAGCAAAACCCCCUCCCAAGGUUAAAACCCCUGCUAAGAAAGCCAAACCAGCAGCCCCAGCCAUCAAGAAACCCUCUGGUGGCAGCUCUUCCAAGAAACCAGCAGCCAGCGGGAGGAAGGAAGUGAAACCUUCCGCCAAGGGCAAAUCCACCAUGAGGAAAUCUCUCCGGGCAAAAAAGUAAAAUUUUUCCACUGUCAGGGAAUCCCAUGGUCAAAUCCACAAUCUUGUUUUAUAAGUCAACGUGCAUUUGUAUUUUAGUUCUGAUGCUUAAACACUUCUUUAAUUUUUAUUAUUUUUUUUUCUUGAAUGAUGGGGUAAAAGCUGAAAACUAAAUCAAACCAACCCGAGCAUUUGUUAGAUCUCAAUGCUGUGCCUCAUGCCUGCCCCUCCCCCUGGAACAAGUCAUCUUUAGUUUCUGCAAUAAUUUUAGGACUUUUCUAGGACAUAUAUAAUCUGUACAUUUUACGGUGUUCCUCUUGGGUUUGGGGGGGAGGGUUGGCUUUUAAAAAUUCUUCAAAGAAGAUCUUUAUAUCUUUAGACAGCAGGAACAGGAUGAUUGGGGGAAUGUGAUUCUUAAUGAGAAGGUACAACGGCAGAAGAGUCCUUCCUAGAUCCCCUGCAUGAUGAGGUCCUUAACGCUUCUGUGAAGAAGCAGUGUAUAUACAACACUUGCACUGAGUCCUGGAGGUGCUUCUUUCUGUUCGGCCGUUAGAGCGACAGGCUGAGGAGGCGGUGCAUUCGGCUCCUUCAGACCAACAAGGUUUGUUUGACGCUUUCUUCUCCUGGAAAUGUAGAGAGGAGGGAAUUACAGUCACCAUGGAUUGCUGCAGAGGCAAAUCUUUGUUAAAAGUACAUUGCCAGCGUGAAAGACUGGGGCUGUUUUAGCCUGAGCCCCUGCCAAGCUCUGUAGUUGGACCGACGUGUGACCUUUUUCUUCCCUGGUUUCUCUGGAGACAAAGGAGCCAAGUGCAUCCCUGCGGCUGGGGGCAGCUUUCACUUCGGCCCCGUGGAUUUGGCCAGCCAGCCAACUUUGGGGACCUGAGGCUCUGGGUUUGCAUGGCCACUUUGCAGUGAGGUCGGACCCAUCCCUCUUUAUGUUUUUCUGGUGAAAGCAGAUAGCGGUGGACAAAACUCCCUGGGGAAUUCAGAAAUUGGAGUGAAAAGGGUGUGAGCAUUGGGGCAGGGGGUGGUGAGCGAGAGACCACGUGUGUGCAUCGGGGUUAGAAAUUGCUUCUCCACUGGGCACGCUGUAGGAGAGGAGAGAA
This is a messenger RNA of Haliaeetus leucocephalus (bald eagle), 2990 nucleotides long. It is a transcript of the gene HP1BP3, whose product is annotated as heterochromatin protein 1, binding protein 3. The transcript is spliced from 16 exons. Gene Ontology annotation, molecular function: nucleosome binding; DNA binding. Gene Ontology annotation, biological process: heterochromatin organization; nucleosome assembly. The record is from RefSeq and is a predicted model, not a curated record. Gene Ontology annotation, cellular component: nucleosome; chromosome; nucleus. The coding region runs from base 158 to 1906 and encodes 582 amino acids. NCBI's taxonomy places the organism in Eukaryota, Metazoa, Chordata, Aves, Accipitriformes, Accipitridae.